AUGAGUCACGGAGUUUUACAAGUGACUAUUGUUGAAGGUCGCAAUUUAAAAGACAAGGAUAUCGUCGAUUACAAACAACGCACAAAGACCGUCAAGGAUACCAACAAUCCAACAUGGAAUGAAACUUUUACAUUUAACUUGCGCAAACAUCAGGACGAAUUGCAUUUGCAUGUUUAUGAUGACGACGUCGUCGGUCGGGAUUCAAUUGGAUCGAAAACGGUUAAUUUGAAAAAACAUGUAUUCGGAAAGGGUCCAUAUGACGCUUGGGUCAAAUUGCCAGCUCAUUUAGGUCUUGGUUCACACGGUGAACUUCAUGUUAUCAUUCAACAUAAUGCUUGA
This is a messenger RNA of Adineta ricciae, 339 nucleotides long. The record is from the annotation of a GenBank genome assembly. NCBI's taxonomy places the organism in Eukaryota, Metazoa, Rotifera, Eurotatoria, Adinetida, Adinetidae.